Messenger RNA from Archocentrus centrarchus (flier cichlid), 1535 nucleotides. RefSeq names its product homocysteine-responsive endoplasmic reticulum-resident ubiquitin-like domain member 2 protein. The record is from RefSeq and is a predicted model, not a curated record. Lineage: Eukaryota; Metazoa; Chordata; Actinopteri; Cichliformes; Cichlidae. Gene Ontology annotation, biological process: endoplasmic reticulum unfolded protein response.
UCCUGUCCCAAACGUCCCACAAAAAAGGAGCUGCCUCACACAGUUACAGUAGUUGUAUCCCAUUAAGUAUUAAACUGAGGCUGUGCCCAAGUACCACACAAGUCUAAUCAAUCAAGUUUUAACUGUUGGUAUUUAGUAGCUACAAAUAAGAAGUGAUGACUGUGCAGGAGGCACAUGUAGCCAGUUGUUCACCUGCUCUGUGGUUGUUUAGCCAUUGCUCGUGCACACAUCCAUCUGUGGGGGGACGUGAAACAGGCUGUCUGGGAAACAAUGCUGAUGUGAUGCGUGUCACAAACAAAGAAUGAGCAUUGUGUUUGAAUUCUGGCCAUUUCCACUCUAAUCCUUCCUUCUCGCUCUUUCUUGCUUUGUCUCUGUGCUCUUCUGGUGCCUUCGCCACCACCUUCUCCUCCUCCUCAUUAUUUUUUUUCUUCCUCCCACACAUCUGGGUCACUCGCUGGCCUUGUGGACCCACAGCAGGAUGAAUACCACAUGAUGCAUCUCGUAUGUACCUCUCAUAGUCCCCCCGGCUCGCCCAUGCCUCGGAGUCCUUCCAGCUCUGCUGCUUCUGAUUCGAGCAGUUCAGAGAGUGCUGGCCCCACCUCUCCUGCCCCACAACCAAAUCAGGAAAGUCAGUCAGCCUCUUCCUCCUCCUCCUCCUCUUCUGACCCAGCGAGUUUUGAUGGGCUGAGAUACCGUGCUGGCUUUCCCCAAUAUCCUCAGAGCGCCGGUGAUGUCCCUCAGUGGCCUGAUGCGGCCCAGGUUCCCUUUAAUGGUGGCCUCCCUGCCAACAUGCCUCCCCACCCCAUCUACAUGCCAAUGCAGAUGCUGUGGUGGCAGCAGAUGUACGCUCGUCACUACUAUAUGCAAUAUCAAGCAGCAGUAGCCGCCUCUCACCCACCCAGCACCUCCCCUCCCUCUUCCCCCUCGCCAUCACCCCAUCAGCCUGCCCAGCCAAACGCUGUGCAGCCACCGCUGGGACCUAACCCGGCCCCCAAUGCCUUGCCAGAGAACCAGCCAGCUAACCCCAUCCAAAUGAACGCUCAAGGCGGGGCUGUCCUAAAUGAUGACGAGAUGAACCGCGAUUGGCUGGACUGGCUUUACACAGUGUCUCGCGCUGGCGUCCUGCUCAGUAUCGUCUACUUCUACUCUUCCUUUAGCCGCUUCAUCAUGGUGGUUGGCGCCAUGUUGCUUGUCUACUUGCACCAGGCUGGUUGGUUUCCCUUCAGGCCAGAGCAGCAGAACUUCAGAGGAGGAGAAAGAGCUCCACAGGAGGAAGCAGAGAGACACCGUGACAUCCAGGAAAUGGAACGACUGAUGGACGAAGGUAUGGAGGAUGACGACAGCGGCGAGGAUGGAGGUGGAGGAGCGGAGGAUCAGGGCCGGGCUGCUGCUGCUCUCCGCGAGCCGAGUUUCCUAACAGUUGCCUGGUCCUUCAUCAGCACCUUCUUCACCUCAUUAAUCCCCGAAGGACGGCCCCACCCAGACAACUAGGUAGACCCCAUUGCCUCUAAAUAACCCCCCCCCCCCCCCCCCCC